Branchiostoma belcheri (Belcher's lancelet) is the source of this 1305-nucleotide messenger RNA. RefSeq names its product caspase-2-like. Bases 175 to 1200 code for a protein of 341 amino acids. The transcript is spliced from 8 exons. Gene Ontology annotation, biological process: proteolysis. Gene Ontology annotation, molecular function: cysteine-type endopeptidase activity. NCBI's taxonomy places the organism in Eukaryota, Metazoa, Chordata, Leptocardii, Amphioxiformes, Branchiostomatidae. The record is from RefSeq and is a predicted model, not a curated record.
GAGAGUUCGAGAGCUUCUUCACCAAGUGGUGAAAAAUCCGAACCAAGGAUACCUACCGAACCUACCGAUAUCUCAAAAUAUAUUCGAAAAACAUCUUGCGAUCUUGGUAACUGUAUCUGUGGUGCAACUGAGACUUCACCAGCAGAAUUCGUCCCCAACGAGAGAGCAGAGAACAUGUCUGAAAGGAAAAGACAAGGUCGGUCAAAUCCACGUCCCCGUCAGAGCAGCGAGUCGGAGGUUAGUGAAGACUCAAGUUUGGAAGAGGACGAGGACGACGGAAAAAUCUCAGUGAAGGUCAAGCCCUGCACUUACGACUUUUGGACAAGAACUAGAAAGGAGAAGGGUCCGUACAGGAUGCGCCGUCGUCCACGGGGGUACGCCUUGAUUCUGAGUAACACGAAGUUCGAUAACUCACCCAAUCGAAAAGGCGGAGAGGCCGAUUUGAGCAACAUGAUAGCCUUGUUCGAGGGCCUGUCAUUCGAAACCUACAUCUUGCCGAAUAUGAAUGCACGGACAAUGAAAAGGAAAAUUUCGAAGUUUUCUAAGCGCAAGGACCAUGAACAAAUGGACUGUUGUGUCGUGGUGCUGAUGUCACACGGGCACAAGGGCGUCAUAUCGGGAACAGACAACAAACCUGUCAACCUGGAGGACAUCUUUAAAAUGUUUGACAAUGAGAACUGCCCUCUUCUCAAGGGGAAACCAAAACUGUUCUUCAUACAAGCCUGCCGUGGAGGAAAGGUGGACAAAGGUGUAGCAGCACCUGAAGAUGAAGAUGACUCAGCGACUGCCGAUCUUCAAGCCCUGAUGGAGAAGCUGCUGCACCAGCCUGCUGCAUCCGAUGAGGACGAAGCAGACGAGACAAGGCCAAGAGUGAUCCCUACCAGGACUGACAUGCUCUGUUGCUAUCCAACACAGUUCGGGCAUAAAGCCUUCAGGGGCACAAAGAGUGGCAGUUGGUUCAUUCGGAUCAUCACCGAAGUCUUCAUGGAAGACGCUAAGGACAGCAGUCUGUAUGAAAUGAUGACAAGGGUGAACAACAGAGUUUGUAAACAAACAGCAUCGUCCUCAUCCAACCCUAGCAUUCACGGGGGCAAGGCAGUGGCCGAGUUUUUCUCCAGUUUACGCAAGGAGCUUUACUUCUUUCCUGGCGCACCAUUUCCGAAAAAGCCCAAGUCAUCUGAAACGACUGCAGGUGGGUAGCGUUUACACAUUUGCUAACAGUUCUACUAUCUUUAUCAUCCGUGCAAAAUCUACCAAAGAUCAUGUGUUGCAGAAUGAUGUGAUUAUGUUGAUAGAACACUGGCA